This is a messenger RNA of Centropristis striata (black sea bass), 5018 nucleotides long. It is a transcript of the gene lhx9, whose product is annotated as LIM homeobox 9. Gene Ontology annotation, cellular component: nucleus. The transcript has 5 exons. The record is from RefSeq and is a predicted model, not a curated record. The coding region runs from base 1893 to 3089 and encodes 398 amino acids. NCBI's taxonomy places the organism in Eukaryota, Metazoa, Chordata, Actinopteri, Perciformes, Serranidae. Gene Ontology annotation, molecular function: RNA polymerase II transcription regulatory region sequence-specific DNA binding; DNA-binding transcription factor activity, RNA polymerase II-specific. Gene Ontology annotation, biological process: neuron differentiation; regulation of transcription by RNA polymerase II.
AGAGGGGAGGAGGAGGGUGGAGGGGGCGCACAUGAUAAUGUAACACGUCUUGAGAUGAAGCAUCCACACCUGCAGACCCCCCUGAGCCCACAGUCAAAUCUAUUAAUGGGACCAAAAGCAAGUGUGUCUAUUGUUUUAUGGAGAGAUCUGGAGCCAUCGACCCUCGCGCAGACCACAGCUCGUUACCCGGGUCUCAGCUGGAAAGGCCCGUGUUGUGUGAGACCCUGAGCUGCCUCAGUUAUGGUUUGUUGUCACAUAUUCUGGCCUGCAUACAUGUGGACAGUAAAGCCAUUCAGGCUUAUUUGCGUAACAGAGUUUUCACACCCUUUAAAGCUGGCACACGUCUUUAUUGUAACUCCAUAACGCACAUUAUGGUAAACAGAGGCUAUGGGACGUGGAUUUAUGAAAAUAUUCAAUAUCUGGUAAUAAUUUCCCAAUUUGUAUUAUUUAUAGCUCGUUUCCGUGGGUUACCACUGCUUAUUGCAUAUCAAUGAAUACAUUUUUAUUUUUGUGCUCAUCAAAUCACCUCUCCUGCAGGUAAACACGAUUUUUUUGGGCCUCAUUCAAGACCCAGAGAAAAGACAGGGGUUGUGUUAAUGAAUGCAAUAACUUUUUAAAAAUGUGAUUUUACAGGGACUAAUAUUUAUAUAGGCCUACAUUAAAAACAGUUUGCCCUGUCGCCUGAUCAAAUUAUCUACAGAGCAUUAAGAUUAAUAAAUAAGAAAAUAAGAUACAAUAAAUAAGAAACAAGCAGGUGUGAUUAUCUUAUCAUAUUUAUUAUUAUAGGUUUUAACGGUGUAGCUGAUUUUAUUUUUUUAAACAAAAUCUCAUUAAUUUGUGUUUUUAAAAAUCCGUGUGUUUCAAAUUGUUUAAUACAAUCUGCCCCCGCCCUCUAGCCUAUCACUGAUCACUGCCCCGCCCCAAACAAUACAUUUGUACCACACACACACACACACACACACACACACACACACACACACACACGGUUAUCAUGUUAUUCUGGGACAACAUAGCACUUGGUAAAAAACGAAUAAAACCCCUAAAAUUGUGAAGUUUAUGAAAUGUAAAACCUCCAAAUUAAAAGUCUCCUCAGCAGAAAUCAUAUGUUUGCCCCUUAUAAUAAAACUCCAAAGGAGUUUAUUAUACUUGAAAUGCAUAUUAUUUGUUUAAGACAUAAAUAAAUAAAAUAUUAAGGCCUGCACUGAAAUGACUCUGAGCCUGAACGUAACUUCUGACUACACUCCAGCAUCCUCUCCUGUAAACGGGCAAAUAAAAGUAAUGAAAAUGUCAAUACCAUAAAGUAGCAGUCCUGCGCGCAGCCAGAAUCUGGAGUUUUUGAGGGGAGAGUGACAGCUCUUUGUUGGUGAAUAGAAAUCAGUGGCGAAGGAGAGAGAGAGAGAGGAGGAGGAGAGACACAGAGAGAGAGAGAGAAGGAGAGAGAGAGGGGGGAACUCCUCCUACCAAAUUAUUCAGACUGGGCAGGCUUUGCUCUCUUCACAAAUAGGACACGGUGCUCAAAUCCAGGCAGUCCCAACCUGACCUCCAAGCACCAAGGAACCCUGACUGGGAAAUCUGGAGAGAGAGAACCAACACAAACUUUGUGUCAUUAUUUUUGGCCAGUGUUCACACUGUAGCCCCCUCCCCUCCUCCCUUCCCAACACUUCCACACCGGUUUGGACUAUAUCUUUUUUCUGGAGGAGAGACAUUCACGGGGAAGAAGGAAAAAGCUGGUGCAGCACCACCAGCACCUCCCUCCCGUCCCACCCAUGCUGUAGUUUUCUUCCAGUUGCCUUUGCACUGUGGCGGAGGAGGUGAUCUUUGUGUUGCUGUUGUGUGUGCCUCUCUCAGAGCCUCAGAGCCCAGUUUGGAUGCGCUGAGCUGCGGAACAGUAUAUGGAAGUUGUGGGCUGCAAGACAGAGGCAGGCAGUUGCACGUUGCGUCCAGGACCGGGAGCCAUGCUUUUCCACGGGAUCUCCGGGGAUCACAUCCAAGGGAUCAUGGAGGAGAUGGAGAGAAGGUCAAAAACGGAGUCGCGCCUGGCGAAGGGCAUGCAGCUCAACGGGAGAGAGUCGACCAUGCCCUCCAUGAGCCCGGAGAAGCCUGCUCUGUGUGCCGGCUGUGGCGGCAAGAUUUCGGACAGAUACUACCUCCUGGCCGUGGACAAACAGUGGCACUUGCGGUGCCUCAAAUGCUGUGAAUGUAAACUCGCGCUGGAGUCGGAGCUAACGUGUUUUGCCAAGGAUGGGAGUAUCUACUGCAAGGAGGAUUACUACAGGUUCUCCGUGCAGAGGUGCGCGCGCUGCCACCUCGGGAUAUCGGCCUCGGAGAUGGUGAUGCGGGCGCGCGACUCCGUGUACCACCUGAGCUGCUUCACGUGCACCACGUGCAACAAGACGCUGACCACGGGCGACCACUUCGGCAUGAAGGACAGCCUGGUGUACUGCCGGCUCCACUUCGAGACUCUGGUGCAGGGACCGGACUACCACCAGCAGCUCAACUUCGCCGAGCUGGCGGCCAAGGGCGGCGGCCUCAGCCUACCGUACUUCAACGGCACCGGGACCGCGCAGAAGGGCAGGCCGCGCAAGAGGAAGAGCCCGGCCAUGGGGAUAGAUAUACCCAGCUACAACACAGGCUGCAACGAGAACGACACCGAUCACUUGGACCGGGACCAGCAGGCCUACGCUCCAACACAGAAGACCAAACGCAUGCGGACCUCCUUCAAGCACCAUCAGCUGCGGACAAUGAAAUCCUACUUUGCCAUCAACCACAACCCAGAUGCCAAGGACUUAAAGCAGCUGGCCCAGAAAACAGGCCUCACUAAGAGAGUUCUACAGGUUUGGUUCCAAAACGCAAGAGCCAAAUUCAGAAGGAACGUUUUGCGACAGGAGAAUGGAGGUGUUGAUAAGGCUGAUGGCACCUCACUCCCUCCACCCUCAUCUGACAGUGGGGCCCUGACCCCCCCCUCCAGCGCGGCCACACUAACAGACCUGACAAACCCCUCUAUCACUGUAGUGACCUCCGUCACCUCUAGUUUGGACAGCCAUGAUUCGGGGAGCCCUUCGCAAACUACCUUGACAAACCUUUUCUAACAAGCUAUUCCUAUAGCAGACUGAUUUUGUUUUUUAUCUGAUUUUAUUUUAUUUUUUAUUUGUUUUUCUUUUCCUUUUCCUCAAUUUACAUUUUAUUUUUUUAAGUGACACCUUUAAAUCUACCAGAGACAGCUCCUUGGAACAGAAAGUGCUGUACUGUGUACACAAACAAGAUCAACAAGAGCAAGAACAGCAGCGACCACAUUAAAACACAAGGAAAUCAUUUUAAUGUGUAGCAUUUGAAACCGCAUGGCAGCCGUGUCUGUAGUUGACUUGCAGAGAUUGAUUUUUGGACGGGACAUUUUUUGAACUUGAAGGCAUUAGAAAAUUGUCAUGGAUCCCACAAUUCAUCGGAAAAAAUAACUAAACCUGAAGCUUGUCUGGAAAACUCGAUUUUACUUGAUUUUACUUUAUUUGUACAUUUGUAUUGACUUAUGAUAAAACAAGCCCUUCCUAAUUUAUGAUUAAUUGGCAAAUUUUAAAAUAAUAUGAAUAUUUUGCCCUCAGAAAUCUGUAUAUGUAUGCACUGUGUUCGCACUAUCCAAUUUAAAGAUUUUUUUUUCUGUUUUGGAAUAAUUUGGGAAAUAAACUUCUAGAAUGUUCUGUAUAUGGGUAACUCCAGAAAACAGGCUUUAAUUAUUUCCGAAUGUUUUCGGUCUGUAAGACCGAGCUGGAUGGAAUCAGACAUUGAGAUAUCUCACAGAGCUACAUGUAAAACGUCUAAAUUGCAUUAUAAGCACCGAACCAUCGCAGCUUAUAUGGCAGGUAGAUGCUGAAACCACAUACAUUUCUGUCUUGAUUCACAAAUCUACUGUGAAAAAAAAGAAGCUAAUCCUACAAUCUGUACAGUGGUAACUGUUCAACAUGGAAUGCAGUCACAAUGAUGGAAAUUGUUUGAUCAUUAGAAAUCAGCAGGAGAAAUUUGGAUUGGAGAACAGUUUAUGCACGCUGCUGCAAUCGAUUGUUUUCAUGACAGAGCACUUUUUCAGAUUUGUUGGCCUCAUAGAUUAACCGUAGUCAAAUGGAUAAAUCCUAGUAAACAUAUCCAUAAAUCCACAGCUAAACUCAAUUGCACAGUGACAAUAUACUGUCCAGUGAAAAGUGCAUUAUUGUUUUUAUCAUGUUGCUCAGGGUAACGAUGUGAUUUUAAAGGGAAAAGGAGUAAGGGGGGGAGAAAUUAAAUGGUUGCGACGUUGCAGACUAGAUUUGUAGAGCUGACAUGAACAUUCAAAUGACCUCAGAUAGGUGGAGUCGUAAGAGGCAGCCAGUGGGAAAUCAUUGUCCAUGUGUUCUCCUUUUUGGCCAUAUUUAUACUUUCUUUAAUGACACUUGCCACUGAACAGACCAAAAACAUGUUUCUUCUGGCUGAAAGAGAGAGAGAGAGAGAGAAAGAGAGAGAGAAAGAAAGACAGAGCAAAUCUUCAACGGAGUUGAUACAUUUCAUUGUGAGCGUCACAAUUUGUUCUAUUGUAGAACAAAGUGGUACUCUAAAUCUACUUCAUGAAGUAGAUGCCUAACUCAGUUCUACUAUGUGCCUUAUGCUAUAACUUGGGAGAAAGUUUGUGAAAUUCAGGAUAUAUGUGUUCUUUGUUAACUGAUUCACAUCCUUUUGACGCCUCACUAGUUUUGUACUGUUUUGCAUCUUAUUUCCGAAGAUCUUUUUAUGGUGUAUCCUGUUAAAAAGGGGGCAGCGAUGUCAUAGAAAGCAUUUGUGCACUCUUUCAGAUAUAGUUGGGUAAUCCAAGAACCUUAUAUAUUGAUCUUCGUGUUAAUAGUUGAGUACAGUAAGUGUUCUAUCAAGAUUGUCCAUGUUUCCCUGUUUCUUGAUAAAGAUGGUGUAUAGAAACUAUUUCCCCUUAAAUAUUUAUGGACCAAACGGUUGUUAUAUAUCUUAUUAAAUUUGUGUGAAUAAAAAUACUUUGCUUUAAA